UCGUGCUCUUCCUUUCCAACUUGGACCAGGCAGAAUGGCUCCCACAAAGAAGGAUGGCGAGAAGAAAAAGGGCCUUUCUGCCAUCAACGAGGUGGUGACCCGAGAAUACACCAUCAACAUUCACAAGUGCCUGCAUGGAGUGGACUUCAAGAAGCAUGCCCCUCGGGCACUCAAAGAGAUUCUGAAAUCUGCCAUGAAGGAGAUGGGAACUCCAGAUGUGUGCAUUGAUACCAGGCUUAACAAAGCUUUCUGGGCCAAAGGAAUAAAGAAUGUCCCAUACCGAAUCCGUGUGCGGUUGUCCAGAAAACGUAAUGCAGAUGAAGAUUCACCAAAUAAGCUCUAUACUUCGGUUACUUAUAUACCUUUUACCACUUUCAAAAAUCUAUAG
Messenger RNA from Symphalangus syndactylus (siamang), 388 nucleotides. RefSeq names its product large ribosomal subunit protein eL31-like. Gene Ontology annotation, molecular function: structural constituent of ribosome. Gene Ontology annotation, cellular component: cytosolic large ribosomal subunit; ribosome. The record is from RefSeq and is a predicted model, not a curated record. Gene Ontology annotation, biological process: cytoplasmic translation. NCBI's taxonomy places the organism in Eukaryota, Metazoa, Chordata, Mammalia, Primates, Hylobatidae.